Messenger RNA from Phodopus roborovskii (desert hamster), 1191 nucleotides. RefSeq names its product N-acetylglucosamine-1-phosphate transferase subunit gamma (gene Gnptg). The coding region runs from base 36 to 959 and encodes 307 amino acids. Lineage: Eukaryota; Metazoa; Chordata; Mammalia; Rodentia; Cricetidae. The transcript has 11 exons. The record is from RefSeq and is a predicted model, not a curated record. Gene Ontology annotation, cellular component: Golgi apparatus.
GCUGUCGCUCACGUGAGUGUGCGACCCGGGGAGCGAUGGCGGUGCGGCUAACCUGCUUCCUGAUGCUGCUGGGGCUCGCGGCGCGCGGGUUCGUGCCGGCACAUGCCGGGAAGAUGAAGGUGGUGGAGGAGCCCAAUACAUUCGGGCUGAAUAACCCGUUCCUGCCCCAGGCAAAUCGCCUUCAGCCUAAGAGAGAACCUUCGCCUGUAUCGGGGCCUGUACAUCUUUUCAGACUUGCUGGCAAGUGCUUCAGCCUAGUGGAGUCGACGUACAAGUAUGAGUUCUGCCCUUUCCACAACGUGACCCAGCAUGAGCAGACCUUCCGCUGGAACGCAUACAGUGGUAUCCUUGGCAUCUGGCAUGAAUGGGAAAUCAACAAUAAUACCUUCAAAGGCAUGUGGAUGACUGAUGGGGACUCCUGCCACUCCCGGAGCAGGCAGAGCAAGGUGGAGCUCACCUGUGGAAAGAUCAACCGACUGGCCCAUGUGUCUGAGCCAAGCACCUGUGUCUACGCAUUGACAUUUGAGACCCCCCUGGUCUGCCAUCCCCAUUCUUUGUUAGUGUAUCCAACCCUGCCAGAAGCCCUGCAGCAACGCUGGGACCAGAUGGAGCAGGACCUGGCAGACGAGCUAAUCACAAUGCAGGGCUAUGGGAAGUUGCUGAGGGUGCUUUUUGAGGAUGCUGGCUACUUAAAGGUCCCAGGAGAAACCCAUCCCACUCAGCAGCAGGCAGGAAAUUCUAAGGGCCUGGGGCUUGACACCUUGGACAACUGCAGAAAGGCACAUUCAAAGCUGUCCCAGGAGGUACAAAGACUGACCAGUCUAUUGGACCAGCAUGGAAUCCCCCAUACUCAGCCCACAGAAACCACCCACUUUGAGCACCUGGGUCAGCAGCUCCCCAUAGGUGCAACCUCAGAGCAGCUGCGGGGAGACCCGGGACUACGUGGGAACAUCCUGUGAUCCAGGUGGCCAGGAAGGAUGAAGAACAGAAACAUCCUCAGCCUUAGGUGUCUUUUCAGAGAGGCCAGGCGUGGUCUCACUGGGGUAUACAAAGUGUUAUGGUGGAGACAUGGCUUCUUUUGACAUCUUCUAGGCCAAGCAGGGUCACUGAUACACACAAGGACCUGCUGGCCAGCCUUUGUUGUGCCCAGAGACCCAGACAGAAUAAAUUUCAAAGUUUUAAUUAAUCUCA